Molecule: messenger RNA, 489 nt
Organism: Rotaria sp. Silwood1
Lineage: Eukaryota; Metazoa; Rotifera; Eurotatoria; Philodinida; Philodinidae
Source: the annotation of a GenBank genome assembly
AUGUAUUCUAAACAGGUUCAUUUUACAUUACCAAAAUGGGGUGGUCAAAUAUCAUCCGAUGGUCAAUAUGGUUUAUAUGCUCCAACACGUGGUGGUCUUGAAAUAUUUGAUUUUCGAAAUGGAAAAGUAGUUCGAACAUUAAUUGGCAAAGUAGCUGAAGGUGUAUUUGAUGUAAUGGCAUUUUUUACUCCGACAAAUGAACAUGUUAUAUAUUAUCAUAAAGGUAAACGAACAAUACGUGUAUUUCGUACAGAAGAUGGUCGCCAAUUAGCUGAUAUAAAAUGUCCAACUAAAGUUCGACAAGCAACAGCAACAAAUGAUGGCCGGGUAUUAGUCGUUGGAUAUGAAGAUGGAGCCAUUCAAGCCUUUUUAAUUGUUGAUCAUACCGAUGAAUCACAUAUUGAUUAUUUACGAAGUUGGAGAAAAUUUCAACAUCAAUCAAUAGAAGGAUCUGAACGACAAGAGAACACUGAAAAACAAGCUGAAUGA